ACACCAUCACUCAACUCUACACGAAACCUUUUACCACCAUAAACAUGUCUAAAACCACCCCAUCACCACCACCUUACGCCGCCGCGGAUAUUUCUUCGUUGCCCGCGGAUAUACUCGAGUACCAUGUCCUUACUCGACUAGACGGUCAAACGUUAGCGUCCGCCAGCUGUGCCAACGCGGUCCUACGCUCCAUUUUGGACACAAACCAUGGUCUGUGGUAUGAUGUUUGCCACUCCACUUGGCCGUCGACCUCCGGCGAGGUCGUAAACCGGAUCAUUUCAAGUUUCUCCGGCAAUGGACCCCGGGAGUUUUUCUCUCAAGCGUUCCCUAUGCCUUCACCUGACCCCACUAAAGUGUUUUCACCAUCGUCACCACCGCAAUGCAAUAAAUUGAUCAAUUCGUCGUCGAGUGUAUUAAUCUCCGCAGUAGACGUUUACCACCGAAACAAACUGAUUUUCACAAAAACGGAAGAAACCGAAACCGUCUCCGGUUGGUUCCAAUGCUCGCCGUUCAGAAUCGACUUGCUAGACCCAAAAGACGUGGUUCCGACGGAUAUACCCCACCCGGACGGAGACGCCACGUGUACGUCUUUGAUCAACGACAUGACACUAAGUUGGAUCCUCAUCGACCCACUUUCUAAACGCGUUGUCAACCUCUCCUCCCACCGACCUGUCUCCGUUCAACGCCAUUGGUUAACUGGCGAUGUACAAGUUCGCUUCGGGUCCGUACUCGCUGGCGGCAACCACAAACACUUGUCGGAGGCAAACGCAUUGGUGCAAUGUGCGAUAGUGGUGAACUGCGGCCGAUCGGAUGGAGGGGAAAUGCAGGUGCGAGAGUUGAGUAUGAAGGUGGAAGAUAUGGAUGGAAAACAUUUAAAUGGGAGGGAUAGUUUGGUAAUUUUACAAAGGACAUUGGAGGGUAAAAGAGGAAAUGGGUUGAAAAGAGAAAAAGAAGCGAGAAAUAGAUACAUCAAGUUUGAAGAAAUGAAGAGAGAAAGAAGAGAAAGAAAGUUGAGGGUAGAGGAGACAUUAGACACUUUGUCUGUGGCUUUUGGGUUAUCAGUUUUUGCUGGCUUAAUUUUUAUUUUUUGUUAAUUUUUUUUAUUUUUUUUAUGUGAAGUGAAUAUUAGAAGUAAUUAGUGAUGAAUAUUAUUAUAACUAAUACAAUUUUUUUUUGAUAUU
Messenger RNA from Helianthus annuus (common sunflower), 1181 nucleotides. Its product is annotated as probable F-box protein At2g36090. Gene Ontology annotation, molecular function: protein binding. The transcript is spliced from 3 exons. The coding region runs from base 45 to 1094 and encodes 349 amino acids. The record is from RefSeq and is a predicted model, not a curated record. Lineage: Eukaryota; Viridiplantae; Streptophyta; Magnoliopsida; Asterales; Asteraceae.